This is a messenger RNA of Trametes versicolor FP-101664 SS1, 2088 nucleotides long. RefSeq lists its product as uncharacterized. Bases 184 to 1968 code for a protein of 594 amino acids. Gene Ontology annotation, molecular function: phosphatidylinositol-4-phosphate phosphatase activity. Lineage: Eukaryota; Fungi; Basidiomycota; Agaricomycetes; Polyporales; Polyporaceae. Gene Ontology annotation, biological process: phosphatidylinositol dephosphorylation. The record is from RefSeq and is a predicted model, not a curated record. The transcript has 14 exons. Gene Ontology annotation, cellular component: endoplasmic reticulum.
CACGCUCGAGUAUACAGCUACAGCGAUGGGAACGAGACGUACACGUUCGUUCCCGCCGAGCCGGUGGGAGCUCGCUCUCUCACUAUCUACCGCAACUCAGGGGAUAUCGUGCUCAAUGCUCCCAAUACACCACUUCCUGUCACGUCUGAACGCUCCCCGAAGACCAUAUACGGCAUAUAUGGGAUGAUAUCGCUUGCAAUGUCGGACUACAUCAUUGUCAUUACCGGGCGGGAGCUUCGGGGACACAUUAUGCGGCAGAACAUCUACCGGGCUACCGAGUACGACAUCCUCCCGCUGAACCCCGACGUGUCCGUGCAUACACCGCCCAAUGCUGUCGAAACCCACCUCUUGGCACUCGUGCGCUCGCAUUUGCAGGGCGGUAGCUUCUACUUCAGCUACGCGUGGGACAUUACCCGGAGAUUGCAGGCGCAGUGGACCACUAUCCAGCAGGACGGGGACAAGGCACUUUGGGAGAUUGCAGAUGAUAGAUUCUUCUGGAACAAGUUCCUGCACAGUAGAUUCAUAGACAUCACAUCCACCACCGCCGACCAGAAUCUGAGCGCAUACAUCCUCCCGGUCAUAUACGGCACAUUUGAUAUUCGUCCCGUCAGCGUUGGUAUCCACCCACUUCGCCUCUGCCUGAUCAGCCGGCGGUCUCGCUACCGGGCGGGCACGCGGUACUUCCGGCGCGGAAUCGACUCUGAAGGCCACGUCGCAAACUUCAACGAGACGGAGCAGAUAUGCCUAGUCGGUGGUGAUGACUCCGGCACACAGCUCAGCUUCGUGCAGAUUCGUGGCAGUAUCCCUGUUUAUUGGGCGGAGAUUAACACUCUGCGGUACAAGCCCGACGUCCAAAUCAUGGAGCUGCAGGACACGGUUGACGCAAUGCGGGCGCAUCUGCAAGAGAACGAAACCCUCUACGGCCGGCAUACGUUGGUGAACUUGGUGAAUCACAAGGGUCACGAACAACCUGUGAAAGAGGCCUUCGAGAAAUACUUCGAGCAGGCGGGGUCGUCGAAGAGCCGGUACGAGUACUUCGACUUCCACAACGAGUGCAAGAACAUGCGGUGGGACCGGAUCAGCGUCCUCCUCUCGAAGCUCGAAGACGAACUUGAGCAGUACGGGUACUUCCACCUUGAAUCCAACAAGCCUGAGCCGUUGAGACUACAGACCGGCGUUGUGCGGACCAACUGCAUGGACAACUUGGACCGAACGAAUGUCGCACAGGCUGCCAUCGCCAAAUAUACGUUGAACAGGCAACUGAGGGCACUCGGGGUCAUCCAGCCGAACGAUUCCGUGGAUAAUUAUGACGAUCUCAUCAGAGACUUCCGCGAGAUGUGGACGGAUCACGCCAACUUCAUCUCAUUAGCCUACAGCGGCACAGGGGCACUGAAGACCGACUUCACACGUACCGGGAAGCGGACCCGAAAGGGCUUGUUCGAGGAUGGCUACAAUUCCGUGAUGCGGUAUCUCAAAAAUAACUUCCUCGACGGCGCUCGACAGGAUGCAUUUGACCUGAUGACCGGCGCGUGGUUCCCUCGCAGGGGGUGGAACCCCGCCACGCUGGUUAUCGACAGCAGGCCGCUCAUCAUCCGCGCGCCCCCCUACAUCCUGUUCUUCUCGCUAUUUAUGAUCUGUGCCGGCCUGACCCUGCCGCGCACGUCCGACUACUCGCUCUUCUACUACUUCCUGCUCUGGUUCACCGUCGCCAUCGUCUCGCUCGCGUUCAUCUUCGUGCACGGCAUUGACUACGUGAACUGGCCGCGUCUCCAGCCUCUCACCGACAUCAUCUACUACGACGGCCCCGGCUUCCGCUCAGCACGCAAGGGCACGGGGCUCGGGCUACCGGCGGUGGAGAAGCUCAAGGAGGGCGCGACCGAGCGGGCGAAGGCUAUCGCUGAGCAGCACCGGCGGGUGAAGAGCAAGCGGCUCGAGGAGAUCGAGAUGGGCACCAAGCGGGUCGACUGAACGCAUUCUUGACGUCUUGCUUGUUGAUAGGGACUCCGCGGCUGCGCCUUCGACUGCUGCUCGUGAUGCAUACGACUCGGUACUCUAUGUAUUUAUGGUAAUGCAUGACAUGUUUACGAC